Messenger RNA from Megalopta genalis, 2437 nucleotides. RefSeq lists its product as uncharacterized. The record is from RefSeq and is a predicted model, not a curated record. Lineage: Eukaryota; Metazoa; Arthropoda; Insecta; Hymenoptera; Halictidae.
AAAACGUACUGUUUACGCGCUUUCUGUAAUCGUGUCACAGUUAUAUAAUUAUUCGAAGCAAUUCACGCGAUUACAACGAAUCGAGGAAAAGGUUGAAUAAAUUCUUUUAAACUACUUCUUUGAUCUCUGAUUCCGCGUAAUAUUUUGAUUUAUCUUGCUGAACUGUUAGAAAAUCGUGCAAAUAAUGAACAGUGAAGAAGAAUGUCUUAAUAGCCGAUGAUGUUUAAAGUGCAAACUAUGUAACUAAAUCCGUUCACUCUACGAAUUUGUGAAGACCCGCAUAUGGCUUGCAAGAAAGCGAUAUGAGAGCAGACACGGAGUUCAUCGAAACGCCGAGGGCGAAACGGCAAUCGAUCUUCGAGAGUUCAAGCACCGCAGAAAGCACCACCACGCCUAAGGACUCGACCACCGCCUCUGCACCGAGCACAACUCCCGCGAACACCACCCCGAAAAAACCCAAUCUUCCGAGCAAGCCGAAACCGCCGAGCCCGAACCGUCCCGGAACGAGUCCGCCAGCAUCUAAACCGAGUUCACCCGCGCCUAAACCGCACACCCCAGCACCAAAACCGAGUCCGCCACCAUAUAAACCGAAUCCAACAACCCGGGUCAUACCGAGUCGCCUCGCCGCCAAUCCUGCUACUUUGCAAACAGAUCCCACGACACCCGAACCCGGCACCUCGCCGGCCAAAGCCACCACCACGCCGAAACAGUCGGACACCGAGGAACCAGAUGACCCGCAGUCAACGACCCCGAAAGUCGGGCUCGGUUCUCGUAUCGAUUCGGAGGACCCCGACCAGGAGUCUGUCGAGGAGCCUUUAGAAGUGAAGAAGCCUAAAGGCAAGCCUCAGAGCAAGCCAGUUGCGAGUCCUGCGACGAAUCCUGCGACGAAUCCUGCGACGAAUCCUGCGCCUUCGGUCGUAGAUUCCGGCCAUCCUCAGAACAGUUACGUCCCACAGUUCGCCUUCCCGAACUUCUCUCCGGACUUCUCGUCACCUUAUAACCCUUACGGUGAUCCUACUUUCAACUCUAUCCCAGGUCCUAACAAUUACGCCUGGACCGGAACCAGCCACGGACAAGGAGCGGCCGGGUCUUUCGCUUCAGCUGGAGCUUCUUCCUUCGGAGGCGGCGCAGGCUACGGACAAGCACCCAAGCAACCGUCGUUGGCCGAUCGUGGAGCUUUCGUCGACAAUAUGCCUAACACCGGCAAUAUGCCUAACUACGGCUAUAUGCCGAACUCGGACUGGCCGAAUGCUGGCUACGCACCGAACAUGGGUAGCGCUGGGGGAUUUGGUUACAGUGGAGUAGGCACAGGCGCAGGCUUCCCAUUCCAGGAUCCCAGCGUUUUUGUGUUCCCCGGCUAUAAUCCGGAAGCUUUCCAUAGGCAAAUGGAGGAACAGUUCAAGCAGCUACAAAAUCAGUUCCAGAAACAACAACAGUCAUUGUUUGAGACUGCCAAUCGCAUAGGCACAGACGGCUAUUCAGGUGGAAUACCUGGUGCUCAUACUGCUGUUUCUAGCAUUGGUCUGGGACCACACGGUGGCUAUCAAGCUGGUGCUAUCAAUCCGGUUGCGCCGGGAGUGCAAUCCAGAUUCGGUGAAGAAAUUCCCGCACCUUCUGGAGGCAGUUUCGGAGUAUUCUCCAGCUCGAGUUCGAAAACGGUGAUCGGCCCGGACGGUAAACCGAUUUCCCACAAAACGUCGACGACUGGCGUGAACGACAAUGGGAAAAUUACUUUCCGCACCGUCGAAGAUUAAAUCCUUCGCCAUCGAUCGGAGGUGUAACACUAAUAACCGUUUUUUGCCCGACCGCUGCAUGUUGCGAUAACACAAGCAACAUCCUUUGGUCUUCUUUAUUCUCUCCGAAUCGAGAGAUUGUAACCGUUGUAACUCAGGGUCCUAUACAAUACUUUAAUUACUUGUCAAAUAUACUUGCAUUAAUGCCAUAGAAAUACUCAUCUAUUUAAGUGCAACUCGAACCGUGGAGCGCCUAAUAUCGUAUGUAAUUAUUUGAUAGCAACAAGGGAUUAUUUAACACCUUAAACAAAGAGACCACUAGGUAAUUUCAUGUUACGAGACGAUUACUAUGCAGCGUACGAUAAUUCUCGAUGAAAUUAAAGAGGAUUGGUGUUAUAACGAAAGACCAGGACUUUGGAAUGUAAUUAAAAUACAGUUCACUCUGGAACAACUUUAAAAUUUUAUAUACGAAACGUUGUCGACAAUAAAAAUUGAUUAUCCAAUCGAUAUUAAUUAUCUGGUUGUUAAAAAGAACAGAGACAUCGUAUUUAAUUAUUCAUAAAACUUUGUCUCGUACGGCAAUUUCUACGUCGACGUGACUAUGCUAAUUAAUUAUUUAAUGUAGGGUAAUCAUCAUGUAACACGUUUAAUUUUAUUUAAAUUAUUUACAAAUUCGUUCUCACAAAUAUAUCUAUUGUUUAACA